Messenger RNA from Homarus americanus (American lobster), 3111 nucleotides. It is a transcript of the gene Dbp73D, whose product is annotated as ATP-dependent RNA helicase DDX51-like. The coding region runs from base 137 to 3007 and encodes 956 amino acids. Gene Ontology annotation, cellular component: nucleus. NCBI's taxonomy places the organism in Eukaryota, Metazoa, Arthropoda, Malacostraca, Decapoda, Nephropidae. The record is from RefSeq and is a predicted model, not a curated record. The transcript is spliced from 9 exons. Gene Ontology annotation, molecular function: nucleic acid binding; ATP binding.
AAAAAACAUUAAAUAUAUUUACUUUUUUUCCACCUGAAGGUAGUUACAUAUUUACCAUUGAGUAACAUGAGAAAACUUAACGACCAACAUCAAAACAUAGUGGAGGUGGUGGACACAUCCCCGUCGGCUGUUGAACAUGAAGAUGGGGGAGAAUGUUCCCGAUCGGCACUGGGGACCGGGGAACGAGAGUAACCCCACGGGCCCUGCAGCGACAGACAGCCCCAGUCGAGAGUCGAUCAUAUUGGCUCGUCUCAAUGCUCGUGCAAGGGCGAGGAAGGCUGCCAUGUCACCUUUAACGAACGGCAUAUCUAAACCACCCGAGCAAUACGUGUACGCUGUAUCUACGGACAGCAGGAAAGUUGAGGAAAUAGAAACUGAAAUUAAUACCAGGAAGGACGAAGACACACAAGCUGAAAUUAGUAAUAAGUCAGACACUAUUACUGAAGGUGAUGUGGUUGAAGGGGACUCUACCAAGAAGAAAAAGAAGAAGAAAAGAGACAAAGAAACAAAACCCAGUGAUGAAAUACAAGUACCAUUUGAUGAUAAAGUGAGUGGUGUGGUUGUUGACGAGAGCUAUGAUGAGAGUCCCCCAAAAAAAAAGAAGAAGAAGAAGAAGAAAAGAGAGAAAAGCGAUACAAUUACAGAAGAGGAGACUGUCGACUCUGUCACUAACACACCUUGCGACACGGAGGUUAAUGGUGAAAUUGUCGAGAAGAAAAAGAGAAAAAAGCUUAAAAGGGACAGAAAAGACAAAAGUUUUACGGAAGAGUCGCGUCUUGACGUUGGCAGCGACACGGCCUGUGAUGUGGAAGUCGACGGUGAAUUAGUGGAAAAGAAAAAGAAGAAAAAACAUAAGAGAGAGACGGGAGAUGAACGCAGCACUGAACAGCCGAGCGUUGAAGGUGGCAACGAUACUAUCUGUGAUGACGAAGGCGGCGGCGAACCCAUUAAAAAGAAGAAGAAGAAGAAGAAGAAGAAAAAGAAAAGGGGAGACGAGGAGGGCGAGAAAGACCAACCACAAGACGUGAAUGGCAUCGUUGGCGGUUUAGACGAGUCGUUAAAACGUGACGAGAGGGACGAGGAACUCGGCGAGGCAAGCCAGGGAGAGCAACGCGAUGAUGUCCCUUCAGAGCCACACCCAGAUUCCCAGAGUCAAGGUGAAAUAUCGAAGAAAACCACAACAAGAGCAUUAAUGGUUAAAAAUAAACAGAUUCCUUCCACUGGUGAUGAUGAAAUGGCUAAAUCUCCCGUCGAGAAUGGAGACUUGCUUGGGGUGCCUUCAACUCUGGCAAAAACUGGGAAUGAGAAAAAAAUGCCAAUAAAGAGGAAGGCAAAAAAGAAACCAAAGGGAAAGAAGAGGAAAAAAGUCGUUAAAGAACAAGAUGUUCCGGGAUUCACCAUUAUUAAAGAGGUUGAAACCACUAAAAGAGAAGAGUUAAAACGGACACUACCGCACUGGCUGGCCAAUCCAACGGUCAUUAGCAGAGACCUACACGCUGACGGUGCUUCCAUAGAUUCCAUUCACGGUCUUGACGAGGCACUGAAGAAAAUAUUACAAGAGGAGAAAGUCUGCCAGUUCUUCCCCGUACAGAAAGCCGUCAUCCCAGAGAUUCUUGCCGGUGCUAAUUCUCUAUCAAUCAGCAGAUAUAGACCACAGGACAUAUGUGUAUCAGCUCCUACAGGCAGUGGCAAGACUCUGGCAUAUGCCUUGCCCAUCAUCCAGGCACUCAAGGGUAGAACAGUGCCAAAGAUACGUGCAUUGGUGCUCUUGCCCGUACAGGAGUUGGCCCUUCAGGUUUACAAGGUCUUUUUGACAUAUACCAAAGGAAGUGGGUUGAAGGUGGGCGUUGCAGUGGGCAAGAGGGCAUUUAAAAACGAACAGGCAUCUUUGGUCGGUCAUAAUUAUGCCGGAUAUCAUUCACUCAUCGACAUCCUGGUGGCCACUCCGGGCAAACUGGCAGAUCAUCUGAGGCUCACGAAAGGCAUUGAUCUCUCUUCCUUAAGGUACUUGGUGUUAGACGAAGCUGAUCUUAUGUUAGCGGCAGAAGGCGGAGAGUGGGUCAACCGCAUCGAACAGUCCGUAAGAGGCUGUCAGGCGGCCUCACAGAACGUUCUUAUUGGCGGUUUUCAGGGAAGUGGCACUACCCAGUACCCACAGCCAUCCCUUCACCGCCUCCUGUUCUCGGCCACUCUCUCCCACGACCCGGAACAGCUACAGUACGUCACGUUAUACAGACCGAAGCUUCUUAUUGUCACCACACGCAUAACUCCAGGUGUUAUGAAAGAUAAAUCUGAUGGUACUGUGGUUGGUCAGUACAUCAGACCCGUUGAGCUGAAGGAAGAUUAUGCCAUUGUAGAUGAAUCGGUGAAGCCGCUGAUUCUCCAUCAUCUCAUAACAACCAAGUCCUGGCGUAAAGUUCUCGUCUUCACCAAUUCCGUCAAAGCGACCCAUAAGCUUGCCGUCCUUCUGUCAGUCUUGUCGGAGGGUUUAAGAAUAGCGGAAUUUUCAAGUAAGAUGAAGGAGAGAAAGACUAUUGUCUCCAAAUUUGCAUCUGGGAAAAUUGACGUUCUUGUGUCCAGUGAUGCCAUGGCUCGAGGAUUAGACAUCCCAGACAUCGAACACGUGGUGUCUUACGACGUCACAUCUGCCAAGACGCAUGUUCAUCGUAUAGGAAGAACAGCAAGAGCAGGCAAGCCAGGAACUGCACUCUCACUUGUCACGAAGGAUACAAGGGACGACUUCAAGGCAGUGCUAUCCAGUGGGGGAAACGCAACGGAACUCACCAUCUCCACAGAGGAAUUGGAACCAUAUGAGACGCUCUACAUCAACGCUUUAGCCAAGAUGAAGGAAAUAUUACACGAAGAAAAUCUGAAACUGAGAGAGAAGGAAGUGAUGGAAGCCAGAGUUUCCAAAAGUACCCAACAGAGGGAGAGAAAGUGGCAAAGAGAAACCCAAAGAGGAAGAAGAAAGGGUUUGGUCAAGAGGUUACAGAGACCGUUCAGGUGAGAGUACACCCACCCCCCCCCCUCCACAUGUAAACCCCUUCGAAGAACUCUGGAAAUUUUACUAGAGAGAAACCUAUUUGGAUGUACAGGUUUGAGGAAGGAAAC